AUGGCUGUUAUUAUAGGAACUAUGGAAGAUUGGAAUGAGAAACUCAUUGAAGCUGCUAAAAAUGGAAGAGUAGAAGAAUUGAAGCUCUGCCUAGCAAAUGGAGCAAACAUUGAUUUUAAAGUUAAUGGAUGGACAGCAUUAAUGUUGUCUGCCAUUAUAGGACAUGUGGAAGUGUGUCGACUUCUCCUGGAGAACAAAUGUGACAAAGAUAUCACAGAUGAGGAUGGAUGGACAGCAUUAAUGUUGGCUGCCUGGAAAGGAUAUGUGGAAGUGUGUCGACUUCUCCUGGAGAACAGAUGUAACAAAGAUAUCACAUCAGGUACUGGAUGGACAGUAUUAAUGUUGGCUGCCAGUAGAGGACAUGUGGAAGUGUGUCGACUUCUCCUGGAGAACAGAUGUAAUAAAGAUAUCACAUCAAUAGAUGGAGAAACAGCUUUACAUCUGGCUGCUAAGUGUGGACAUCUACAGACCACAAUAUGUCUGGUAGAACAAGGAGGCAUCAGUCCCUUGGUUAAAACACAUGAGGGUAAGACUCCGUAUGAUCUAGCGGCAGCAGAAAAAAAGGGACAGUAUAAAAAAGUGAUGGAAUACUUACAGACUGCAGUUCUAAGGACGAAAGAUUCUAUGUUGAACAAACUGCUUGGCAGCGGAAGCUACCAAUCUUUUGACAUGCGCUGCAUGGUAACAGGCCAGUUCGCUGUUGGGAAAUCAAGUCUAGUCAAGCUUUUAGUUGGGGAUAAUGUUCCAGAAGGGCGACAUGCCACUGAUGGCAUUUCCCUCGUUGAAGGUCGUUGUGGACUUGAUAUAGAGACAAGAAAUUGGAUCAUGAUUGAUCCAGGAACAUAUAAUGCCUUGGAUGUAGUAUACAAUAAGGUUUUAAUGACCUCUGUUGAAAAAGAUGAAAGACAACAAACACAAACAUCAGGAAAACAUAAAUCGGGUGCAAAACUUGUUGAAAUUCCAAAUAAAGACGAUAUUCAUUCUCAGAAGUCAGAAGCUAGCAAGUCAACAGCUUUCGUUGUGAACCUAUCGGAUGAAGCCUCUACACAGCCACAAGCAGCUCAAUCUUUGUCACCACAUAUAUCUUCUAGUGAGUCUUAUAAACAGCAAACGAAAAAGAAAAUGACCACUAAAAUGACCAAAAAACAAAUGAGAAAGAAAAUGGAAAAGGUCCUCAAAACUGGGAAAUAUGAAAUGAAAGUUGGUAGACUCAUCUUCUGGGACUUUGGUGGACAGUAUGUCUAUUAUACAACACACCAGACAUUCAUGACUUUCAGAGCGUUGUUUCUAGUAGUUUUUGAUGGAAGUAAAGAAUUGAAUGAAGAAAUACCUGAUGUACUGUGUUUUCCAGGGCAGCACAUGACACCAACCCCAGCAGUCUUUUUAUUGCACUGGGUGAACUCAAUCCUGACCUAUUGUAAGGUGGUGUAUGCUGGUAUUCCUAAGAUAUUGUUUGUUGCUACCCAUAAGGACAAGGUACCAGUGGUCACCUUUUUUAAAGAAUAUGAAGGUGUUUUACAGAUAUUAGAAUAA
This is a messenger RNA of Mytilus trossulus (common blue mussel), 1533 nucleotides long. Its product is annotated as GA-binding protein subunit beta-2-like. The transcript is spliced from 13 exons. The record is from RefSeq and is a predicted model, not a curated record. Gene Ontology annotation, molecular function: protein binding. The coding region runs from base 1 to 1533 and encodes 510 amino acids. Lineage: Eukaryota; Metazoa; Mollusca; Bivalvia; Mytilida; Mytilidae.